Molecule: messenger RNA, 1242 nt
Organism: Helianthus annuus (common sunflower)
Lineage: Eukaryota; Viridiplantae; Streptophyta; Magnoliopsida; Asterales; Asteraceae
Product: auxin efflux carrier component 5
Exons: 5
Coding region: 67-1116 (349 amino acids)
Biological process (GO): auxin export across the plasma membrane; auxin polar transport
Cellular component (GO): endoplasmic reticulum; plasma membrane
Molecular function (GO): auxin efflux transmembrane transporter activity
Source: RefSeq, a predicted model, not a curated record
GUACACCCAAAAAAAAAAAACACAACACACACACACACACACGCAUACACACACUCUGAAACUAAAAUGAUCAGUUUGGAUGACAUUUACAAGGUGGUAACAGCAAUGUUUCCGCUCUACGUAGCCCUACUUCUAGGGUACGGAUCGGUGAAGUGGUGGCACAUGUUCAAGCCGGACCAUUGUGACGCGAUAAACCGGCUGAAUUGCUACUUCAUCAUCCCUCUCUUCACAUUUGACUUCACAACCCAAAUAAAUCCCUACAAAAUGAACUUUAGGUUCCUAGCUGCUGACGUCAUCUCCAAAGGCAUCAUCCUCAUAGCUAUAUAUUUAUGGGCUACGUUUACUACAAAAGGAAACUUACCUUGGUCCAUCACAAGCUUUUCUUUGCUUUGCUUGAAUAAUUCACUUGUUGUAGGGGUUCCACUUAUGAAAGCAAUGUUUGGUCCUGUUGGACAGAACCUUGUUAUUCAAUCCUCUAUUUGGCAAUUUACAAUUUGGAAUAUAAUCUUGCUAACAAUGUAUGCGUUCGAGAGCGUAAACAAAUUGUCACAAGACGAAUCAGCAACAGAUCUAGAAGGCAAUACGCUAGAGGUGGAUCACGUGGUGGUUACAAGAAGACCCUCCUUGUUGAUUUUAAUCAAGACUGUUGGUGUAAAGCUUGCUAAGAAUCCUAAUGCUUAUGCAUGCAUCCUUGGGCUUGCAUGGGCACUUGUAUCAAACAGGUGGGAUUUAAAAAUGCCAAGUAUAAUAGAAGGAUCAAUAUUGAUCAUGUCAAGAGCUGGUUCAGGUGUUGCCAUGUUUUGUAUUGGAUUGUUCAUGGCAUUACAACCGAAGAUAAUUGAUUGCGGAUGGACACUAACCGCAUUUUCAAUGCUAAUGAGGUUUGUGGUUGCACCAGCAACAUUGGCUGUUGGGUCUCUUAUCUUAGGUUUGCGUGGUGAUAUCCUUUCUAUAGCCAUCAUUCAGGCUGCGCUACCCCAAGCGAUUACUUCUUUCAUAUUUGCCAAAGAAUAUGAACUCCAUACAAAUGUCCUUAGUACUGCGGUCAUCUUUGGCACUAUUGUGUCCAUUCCAGUGCUGAUUGCAUAUUUUGUUGUGCUAGACUUAUUAACGUGAUUAUUUGUAUUGUAAUUUUAUCCAUCGAUCAAAGUUAAAAGCUACACGGAUUUGUAAUGACACAAUUGUUUUCAAUUAGUAUUGUAACAUAUUCAAAGUAUCUAUCUGAAUUAUGACAAUUGUUUA